Messenger RNA from Sphaerodactylus townsendi, 1780 nucleotides. RefSeq names its product tribbles pseudokinase 3 (gene TRIB3). Gene Ontology annotation, cellular component: nucleus. Gene Ontology annotation, biological process: regulation of MAP kinase activity; positive regulation of proteasomal ubiquitin-dependent protein catabolic process; protein phosphorylation. The transcript is spliced from 4 exons. Gene Ontology annotation, molecular function: mitogen-activated protein kinase kinase binding; protein kinase activity; ATP binding. The record is from RefSeq and is a predicted model, not a curated record. The coding region runs from base 266 to 1339 and encodes 357 amino acids. Lineage: Eukaryota; Metazoa; Chordata; Lepidosauria; Squamata; Sphaerodactylidae.
CCGCCGCUGCUGCUGCUGCUGCUGCCGGGGUUGCAUCAUCCAGCCCCCGACGGCGCGGCCGCCCAGACAAAGGCUCUCCCCACUCAACCAUGCAGCGCCUGAGACCCGGGCAGCGGGAUCUGCCCCCUUCCAGGGCGGGAUCCCUUGCAUAGAUCCACCCCGCCCCCCACCCCCAGCCUCAGGGAUCCGGCGCACCCCCAGGACGAAAGAUCACCCCCCUCCGGAUCGGUUGGAAGAGCGCCGUCGGGGGGCUGCGUUGGCGAAGAUGAGUCUCGUGGCACCAGAAUUUCCAGCAGUAGCUUCUUUGCAGAAGAAACGUCUGGACUUCGACGAUGCCUCCGAAGGGGACGACCCGCAACCCAAGCGCCCGCGUCUGGGUCCGCUGCCGAGACUGACCCCUUGCCUCCAGCCCCUGGCUCUCUCCUCACCUGCUACGGACCAGGACCUGCGGGUCUCCCAGAUUGGCCCGUACCUCCUUCUGGAGACCACAGAGGGUGGCCGCUGCUACAGAGCUGUGCACAGACACACGGAGGCAGAGUAUACCUGCAAGGUUUAUCCAGCCGAGAACUACCCAGAGGUGAUGGUGCCCUACGGGGCCCUCCCGGCGCACCCGAAUGUCGCCCGCGUCGAGGAAGUGAUCGUCGGGGACCAGGACGUGUACGUCUUCUUCCAGUCCGGCAGAGGCGACAUGCACAACCACGUCCGGGCUCGCAAGCGCUUGGCCGAGCGCGAGGCCGCCCCGCUCUUCCGACAGAUGGCCGAGGCCGUUGCCCACUGUCACCGGCAUGGGGUUGUCCUACGGGACAUCAAGCUGAGGAAGUUUGUCUUUGUGGACACAGACAGGUCCCGGUUGGUGCUGGAGAACUUGGAGGACGCGUGCCUGUUGCCCGGUCCGGACGAUUCCCUGGAGGACAAGCACGCCUGCCCGGCCUACGUGGGCCCCGAAAUCCUCAGCUCCAAGGGCUCCUAUUCUGGGAAGGCGGCCGACGUUUGGAGCCUGGGGGUGGCGCUCUACACCCUGCUGGUGGGGUGCUACCCCUUCCAGGACACGAAGCCCGCCUCGCUGUUCAGCAAGAUCCGGCGAGGGCGCUUCGUGCUCCCCGAGGGCCUCUCUCCCAAAGCGCGCUGCCUCGUCCGCUGCCUGCUGCGGAGGAACCCCGCGGAGAGGUUGACGGCUGGCGACAUACUGUUGCAUCCGUGGCUGGCGGAAGACGGCGUCUCCGAGGGCCCCUGGGGCGCCUCGCCCGGGAACCGGGGGCUGGAGCAGGUGGUGCCGGAAGGGAGGAGCUCGCCAGAAAUCAGAGACGAGUGCGAAGAAGAGGAAGGCUUGUACAGCUGAGCCGGGAAGGAAGGCGGAAGAGGCGAGGAAAGCGCAGGGUCGUGGCCGGCCGGGCCUCAGGCGGUCGAAAGGAGCCGGUCUUCUCCCCACCUUAAUUCCGCUGCUGGGACUCAAACAAGAAGUGCCUUUGAGAAAAGACGGGAGUCGCUUUGAGCACGUGGUGCCUUCACAACCAAAUCAGGGAAGCGAGGAGGCCCGGCCUCUUUGGGGUGUUCUGCUCCGCAGGGAGUUCGCGUCCAUGUGCCAAAGAAUCCUUUUGGGACACCUGAUCGCCAGCCCCAAAUCUCUUGCUUUCAGAAAAGGAUGCCUUAUCCACUCGAGAGCCAGCGUGGUGUGGUGGCUAGGAGCAGGUGGGCUCUAAUCUGGAGAGCCAGGUUUGAUUCCUCGCUCUUCCACAGGAGCGGCGGACUCUUAUCUGGUGAACUGGAUUUGCCUCCCCGC